Molecule: messenger RNA, 4522 nt
Organism: Dreissena polymorpha
Lineage: Eukaryota; Metazoa; Mollusca; Bivalvia; Myida; Dreissenidae
Product: glucose-6-phosphate 1-dehydrogenase-like
Exons: 11
Coding region: 44-1621 (525 amino acids)
Biological process (GO): glucose metabolic process; pentose-phosphate shunt, oxidative branch
Cellular component (GO): cytosol
Molecular function (GO): glucose-6-phosphate dehydrogenase activity; NADP binding
Source: RefSeq, a predicted model, not a curated record
UAAAUAACUUUUGACUCAGAUAGGCUCGAGUACUGUAGUGUUGAUGUACAGAUCAUACAAGGCAGAGUUGGACGCCAUGUCGCGAGUGAAACCUCCAAUCAAAGAGAAGCCGGCAGGCCCUUGGGGCCUGCAGGAAUUGAAGGAAAUAGCUAAGGGGGAUAAAUCUGUAAAUGUGUUUGUAUGCAUGGGGGCAUCUGGUGAUCUAGCCAAAAAGAAAAUAUAUCCUGUGUUAUGGAACCUGUAUAAGGAAGAUUUGUUGCCAACGGAGACAAGGAUAAUCGGGUAUGCUCGCACCAAACUGAGCCUGGAAGAACUGCUAAGCAGAUGUGAGCCCUUUAUGAAGAUUAAAGAUGGUGAGAAAGCGAAGUAUGCGGAAUUUAUAAAGAUCAACAGCUACGUAGCGGGCAAUUAUGACAAGGCUGCAGACUUCAAGCGUCUGGAUGAUGCCAUUAAAGAGAUUGGGAGCUGCCAUCGCCUGUUUUACCUCGCCCUCCCACCCUCGGUGUAUGAGCCAGUCACCCUCAACAUCAAAGCAACAUGCAUGGCAACAGGCGACAAGUGGACCCGCAUAAUCAUUGAGAAGCCUUUUGGGCGAGACCUUGACAGUUCAGAGCACCUGUCUCAACACCUGGCCUCGCUGUUCAAGGAGGAACAGCUCUAUCGUAUCGACCACUACCUCGGCAAGGAGAUGGUACAGAACCUUGUUGUACUCAGGUUUGGUAAUCGAAUACUAAGUCCGAUCUGGAAUCGGGACAGCGUGUCCUCAAUUGUGAUCAGCUUUAAGGAGCCUAUCGGAACACAGGGCAGGGGAGGCUAUUUUGACGAGUUUGGAAUCAUCAGGGACGUGAUGCAGAAUCAUCUGCUACAGCUACUUACUCUGGUUGCCAUGGAAAAACCACCUAGCACCAAGGCAGAGGACAUACGCAACGAGAAGGUGAAAGUGUUGAAAAGCAUCCCUCCUAUAGAGCUGAAAGACGUGGUACUUGGUCAGUAUGUAGGGAACCCCGACGGGACCCCUGACCAGAGAGAGGGCUACCUGGACGACCCCACGGUGCCCAAGGAUUCUGUCACCCCCACCUUCGUCACUGCAGCCAUGUUUGUAAAGAAUGAGAGAUGGGACGGUGUGCCCUUCAUCCUGCGCUGUGGCAAAGCCCUCAAUGAGAGGAAGGCAGAGGUACGCAUUCAGUUCCGUGACGUUCCUGGGGACAUCUUCGCAGAGGGCAAGGUGAAGAGGAACGAGCUGGUGAUACGUGUGCAGCCCAACGAGGCUGUGUACAUGAAACUGAUGACCAAAACCCCCGGCAUGUCUUUCAACUGUGAGGAGACGGAGUUAGAUUUGACCUAUCACAGUCGAUACUCAGGUGUCAGUAUGCCUGAGGCCUAUGAGAGGCUGAUACUGGAUGUCUUCAACGGCUCCCAGAUCAACUUUGUACGCUCUGACGAGCUGUAUGAGGCAUGGAGGAUAUUCACACCACUGCUACACAAAAUUGAGAAAGAAAAAAUCAAGCCGAUUCCCUAUAUAUUUGGCAGCCGCGGACCCAAAGAGUCUGACGAAAUGAGCGCCAAAUACGACUUCAAGUAUACCGGGGAGUAUAAAUGGGCUCCGCAGCAAAAACUUUAAACAUGUGCCUCAUUAUGUGACAUGCAUCGUGUGAUUUAUGUAAAAGCAGAUGAUAGAUAUUUAGGAUGCUAGAAAUUUGCUAUAUUUACAGUAAUUAUACCCCCACAAACGAAGUCUAGGGGGGUAUAUAGGAGUGAACUUGUCUGUCUUUCGGUCCGUAUUAAGUGUCCGCUCUCUAAUUCAAGUAGUUCUAAACUAGGUCACGGGGUAUCUUAGUGCGUUUUAAACCUCACCGUGUUGUCCGCUCUCUAAUUCAAGUAGUUUUCAUCUAAUCCUCACCAAACUUGGUCGCAAGUUUUAACCUAAUGAUCUCUAGGACAAGUUUGAACAUGAGCCAUUCCGGCCUAAAACUAGGUCAUGGGGUCACUUAGUGCGUUUUUUAACAUUUAGCAUGGUGUCCGCUCUCUAAUUCAAGUAGUUUACAUCCGAUCUUCAUCAAACUUGGUCAGAAGUUUUAUGGAGAUGAUCUUAAAGCCAAGUUAGAACAUGGGCCUUUCUGGGUCAAGAACUAGGUCAAGGGGUCACUUAGUAUUUUUUUAAAUUGAGCAUGGUGUCCGCUGUUUUUUGUGAAGACGACAUGCAAAAUAUUAUGUGUCAAUGCGGCAUGUGGGGGUAUUUGUUACGUGUGUGACAAAGCUCUAGUUAUUUCAUGAAGUCUAAUUGUGUACUUGUAAUAUUAAAAGUCAAUCCUUUAGUAUAUUUUGAAACCAUGGUUACUACAUGGGCUACGUAUUUAAAAAGUUGUCAAAUAUAAUUUGUUAUAUAUGUAGUAGGCAAGAUGUCUAAGCUGAGUAGAAAGAUUAACAUACUAUGAUCAGAUAAAGAGAUAAAUAGAAAUAUUGAACUUAAAGCUGAACAAAAUGGCAGUGGUUGUCUUGAACAAUUUUCUUGGUGCAUGAAUAAAAUUGAGCCAUGCUUUUGGAAAACAGGGCUAAAUACAUGUGUGUAAAGUAUCAUCCCACUGCACAGGCUAAUCAUGGAGGACACUAUCUGACUGCACAGGCUAAUCAUGGAGGACACUAUCUGACUACACUGGGACAAUCUCUGACUACACUGGGACACUAUCUGACUACACUGGGACACUAUCUGACUACACUGGGACACUUUCUGACUACACUGGGACACUAUCUGACUACACUGGGACACUAUCUGACUACACUGGGACACUAUCUGACUACACUGGGACACUAUCUGACUACACUGGGACACUAUCUGACUACACUGGGACACCAUCUGACUGCACAGGCUAAUCAUGGAGGACUCUAUCUGACUACACUGGGACACUAUCUGACUGCACAGGCUAAUCAUGGAGGACACUAUCUGACUACACUGGGACACUAUCUGACUGCACAGGCUAAUCAUGGAGGACACUAUCUGACUACACUGGGACACUAUCUGACUACACUGGGACACUAUCUGACUACACUGGGACACUAUCUGACUACACUGGGACACUAUCUGACUACACUGGGACACUAUCUGACUACACUGGGACACUAUCUGACUACACUGGGACACUAUCUGACUGCACAGGCUAAUCAUGGAGGACACUAUCUGACUACACUGGAAACUCAUAUUUUACAGACCCUUCCACAUACAAAAUAUCAUAAAUGAAGAAUGUGUUGUCUCUAAAUAGCCUGUGGGGAUUGGUUUUUCCAGAGCGCAGCUCAAUAACGUUAGAAGACUUGAGGAUUUUGAACAAUAAACUUUGAGCAACAAUAUGUGAUCAUUUAUUCUGAGUAUAAUUAUUGUUACAUAUAAAUAUUUGUAUUGUAUAAAUAUAUUUAUUUACGGGCAUGGGCAUUUAGCAUUAUUAUUUCUGUAUUGGAAACUAUUUUACAACGACUUGACUGUCCCUCUUGUAUCCAUUUUGUCCUUAUAUAUUUGUUUAAUUGUGUUCAUGUGUAGACUUAAUACAUUCAUGAUAAAUACAGUACAAUUAUCAUCAUUGGCAAAUCUGUGGCAUAUACAAGACCAAUGGCAGGUUUAUAAGUUGCUCCUUGCAGAUUAAAGGUCCCUUUUCACAGAUUCUUGGCAUAUAUUGAAGUUUGUCAUUAAAUUCUUUAUAUUGAUAAAUGUAAACAUUGGAUCUAAAAAGAUCCAGUAGAAAAACAAGAAUAAAAUUAAAGGAAGAACAAAAGUAACCCUCAAUUGGGCUCGUACCACUGACCCCCUGGACUAAAAUUCUAUUGCUAAGACCAUUCGGCCAUCCAUGCUCAUACAAUGAGUGUUGAAUUUUAUCCCUUAAAUAAGCAAUCCUCAUAGUAUCACAAAAUAUAACGACAACAACAGAACUCUCCAAAUUAUUCAAUUGUUUUGCGUUGCAACAUUUAAUUUUCAGGUUGAUAAAUUGUAAAAAGAUGCAUGUUAUGGAUAUUUUAGAGCAUGGUUAAUGUUCAAUAUUGCUGUUUCCUCACAAAUAUCAUAACUACAAAGAAAAUUUGCGAUUCUGAAAAAAACUCAAAAACGUGAAAAGGCCCCUUUAAAGAAACAUCCACAUCGAAAUAGCCAGGUUCUGACCUUGUGAGCCGGUGAUCAAAAUUUUUUAUUUUAACUUAUUUCUCAAUAAAUCAGUUAAACAUUUAUUCAUUUCAGUUUUCACAUUUGUUUAGCUUGUCACUUUUGGCAUUAUUGUAUUUGCUGUUCUGUUUGUCCAAAAUGUUCAUAAGCUAAUGUUCAAUCUGUAUUUUUGUGAUUUUACAAUCUCCUAUUUAAACUAUUCAUAUGAUGUUAGAACCAUUUAAACAUUAUUUGCUCUUGUUUCCAGUUUAUCCAUCUGUUAUGCAUAUUUAUUGAAUGUUUAGGGCUAUUGUGAUUCUUUUACUUCAUUACGUUAAUCAGAGAUAUAUACUGGUAGGUUUGUUUAUGGUUAAGAUACAAAUAAAUAAAUGUCAAACACAA